GAACUAUGUUACACGUCUUUCAACUAUAUUACAUGUCUUUCAAUUUCAGAAUAUUAAUUCUGUAUUUCCAAAAUUGAGAAGUAAAUGUUCUACCUCUCCGAAUUCCAAGGGCAAUUUUGAUAAUUUACUCUAUUCUGAUCCGCAAUAACAAGAGUGAGUGAUGAAUUCAACAGAACACAGUUCAGAAAUUAUGGACAAAGAUCUUCAUGUUACAUUUGUUGAAAUGAUGUAUCACUUGCUUCCAAAUCCCUAUGAAUCCCAAGAAAUCAACCACCUCACUCUCGCUUACUUCGUUAUUUCUUCCCUUGACAUCCUCAACUCUCUCCCUUCAGUUGAUGAGAAGGAAGCUAUUGCUAAUUGGGUUUUGUCUUUCCAAAUUCGGCCUGGAAAUGCAGCUGAUUCUGAUGAUGGACAAUUCUAUGGGUUUCAUGGUUCCAGAAAUUCACAGUUUCCUCCCGAUGAAAACGGGGUUUUUCGCCAUAACAACAGUCACUUGGCAAGUACUUAUUGUGCCCUAUCCAUAUUGAAAAUUGUUGGUUAUGAUCUGUCAAGUCUUGAUUCUGAAUUGAUUUCGGCUUCGAUGAAGAAUCUUCAACAGCCCGAUGGAAGUUUCAUGCCUAUUCAUACCGGUGGUGAAACAGAUCUUAGAUUUGUAUAUUGUGCAGCUGCCAUUUGUUUCAUGCUUGAUAACUGGAGUGGCAUGGACAAGGAAAAAGUCAAGGAUUACAUAUUACAUUGCCAGUGUUAUGAUGGUGGGUUUGGAUUAGUUCCUGGUGCAGAGUCUCAUGGUGGUGCAACUUAUUGUGCUAUCGCAUCUCUCCGGUUAAUGGGAUUCAUUGAAGACAAUGCUCUCUCAAGUUGUAAUUUGUCUUCUUUGAUAGAUUUGCCAUUGUUGUUGGACUGGAUCUUGCAGAGGCAAGGAACUGAUGGUGGAUUUCAAGGUAGACCUAAUAAAUCUAGUGAUACGUGUUAUGCAUUUUGGAUCGGAGCCGUUUUAAGAAUUCUAGGUGGCUGCAACUUUGUUGAUGAUAAAGCUCUACGUCGAUUUUUGCUUUCCUGUCAAUAUAAGUAUGGUGGUUUCAGCAAAUUCCCAGGAGAGUUUCCAGAUCUGUACCACUCCUACUAUGGAUUUGCUGCUUUCAGCCUAUUGGAAGAAUCUGGCUUGAAGUCACUAUGUUCUGAACUAGGAAUUACUGAUAUAGCUGCAAUUGGAGUCUAACUUGGAGAUGUGUUGGUGUACAUGGUGGUAUAAUAUAGAUCUAUGAACCUAAACUUUCUUGCAAAUUGCAUGAAGCACUCACAACUAAUACACUAUAUGUUUUUUGGGGUUAAAAUUUAUGUGUAGAUGACAGCAUAACAGUAAUAACUUCGAAAUUUAUUAUCUUGAAUGGUCCCUAUGUCUGUGUCUACAUGGCGGUGCCAUAGGCCGCAAUGGCGUGUUUAUAUGGCGGAUUUUUAGCCUUUUGCGGUAUUUUGUCAUCCACGACAACAGUGAUUAGAAACAAAUUCUUUUAUAUA
Cicer arietinum (chickpea) is the source of this 1518-nucleotide messenger RNA. Its product is annotated as geranylgeranyl transferase type-1 subunit beta. Gene Ontology annotation, biological process: protein geranylgeranylation. The record is from RefSeq and is a predicted model, not a curated record. Gene Ontology annotation, molecular function: CAAX-protein geranylgeranyltransferase activity. Gene Ontology annotation, cellular component: CAAX-protein geranylgeranyltransferase complex. Lineage: Eukaryota; Viridiplantae; Streptophyta; Magnoliopsida; Fabales; Fabaceae.